Molecule: messenger RNA, 925 nt
Organism: Epinephelus fuscoguttatus (brown-marbled grouper)
Lineage: Eukaryota; Metazoa; Chordata; Actinopteri; Perciformes; Serranidae
Exons: 6
Coding region: 89-925 (278 amino acids)
Source: RefSeq, a predicted model, not a curated record
ACUUGCAGAGCAGCAAACUGAUCUUCAAUCAGAUGCUGAGGCUGACUCUGGAAGGCCACCAAAAAGAAAGAUCAAGCCAACUAGGCAUAUGGAUAUGUAUGAAAGUGAGGAGGAUACCUUUGUCCCAAAAAAGAGGGCACUUCCGAAAGCCCCCAAGUCAUUCCAAAGAUACGUGAUACGCCCAUCCAAUGAUACAACGAAGUGUAUUGCACUCACCCAGGGCUCAUCAGAUGGAAGAGCUACCAAGAUUUCAGAAUAUCAGUAUAUCACCCCCCUCGAGUCAUCACUUCGCCAGGCCAUUGAGGUGGCAAAUUAUAUCGAGCCUCAGCCAGCAAACACCCCAGGUCAUCAAGGCCAGGCUGUGAGGGUGUGCCCUGAAACCCAGGCAGCUCCAAUCUGGGAGCAGCAAGACCUCUCAUCGAGGCAACGACUCAAAAAUUCAACUGUCUGCAGUCAGAUGUGUGGAUCUUUGCUUCAUGACUUGCUGGUGAAGCAAGAGAUCAUAAUUGAGCAGCAGCAAAAUAUAAUAAGGAUGGUGCAAGACCUUCAUGCAGCCAUGCACAGCAUGACAAACGGGUCAACUACCAUGGAAAGGCACUAUUCUUAUUUCCCCCUCUGCAAUAUUGAGCAGCUGAUGGCCCUGGAAGGAGACCUGCAGUCUCUUCCUGGAUUAAAAAAGGAAUUGGUCACCUCUCUAGGACUUGCUGGGGGUGCCACUAUGAAAGACACAGUUUGGGGCAUCCUCAAACGAGCCAUGAGAAAUGAUCUGGCUCUAAAAGUAACCUGGAGUGGUGUAAAUGGAAAGCGGGCCUUUGAAAGGCUUCAUCUAAAAGCGGUGGUAGUGGAAGCUGUGAGAAGAAACCCCGCCUGCUCUUCAGCCACUGAUAAUGAGAUUGCAAAAGCAAUUAAAAAGUGGUUUUACUGA